CAUAAUUUUACGUUGAUGUUUACGAUUGACUUUGACAAUUACAGCUCCAUUUUCUAAUUCUAAAACAAAACCUUUUCACUGCCAUUUGAAAAUCGACUAACAUUUAUAAUAUGUGUAAGACAGAAUGUAUUCCCGUGACAAACAGCCUAGUAUAGAGGACAGAUUGGAAUAGUCCAGAUUCUUUCAUCAGUAUAGUGUUUUGUACCUUUAAUAGUGGAAGUGUAUUCAUGGUUGUGUUCAAAAUGACCCAAGAUAAAUUAAUAGAGGACAGUGUGGAUGGUGAUCUACCAUCAAGAAUCCAAGCAAAGGAAUUCUAUGCCAAGUAUGAACCUAGGGAAAUAUUGGGAAAAGGUGUGAGUAGUACUGUAAGAAGAUGUUUUGAGAAGAAAUCGGGUAAAGAAUAUGCUGUAAAAAUUAUAGAUAUCAGUGGAGAAAAGGGUGAAACAUAUCAAGUAGAACAAACAAAGAAAGAUACAUACAGAGAAAUUAAUAUAUUACGAAUGUGUGCUGGUCAUGAUCAUAUAAUUGAGCUUCAUGACUGGUUUGAAACGCCUACAUUUAUAUUCUUAGUGUUUGAAUUAUGUAAAAGAGGUGAAUUAUUUGAUUAUUUAACAGAAGUUGUAUCGUUAUCAGAAAAACGUACAAGAAUUAUAAUGAGACAAUUAUUAGAAGCUGUAUUAUUUGUACAUGAUAAAAAUAUAGUACAUAGAGAUUUAAAGCCAGAAAAUAUUUUACUAGAUGAUAAUUUAAGUGUAAAAGUAUCAGAUUUUGGUUUUGCUACAGUUGUCAACAAAGAUGAAGAAUUAACUGAAUUAUGUGGUACACCUGGUUAUUUAGCACCUGAAGUUUUAGCUGUUUCUAUGUAUGAUAAUGCUCCAGGUUACGGUAAAGAAGUAGAUAUGUGGGCAUGUGGUGUUAUCAUGUUUACAUUACUCUGCGGCUCUCCUCCAUUUUGGCAUCGAAAACAGAUGUUAAUGUUACGAGCUAUUAUGCAAGCUAAUUAUUCAUUUGGUAGUCCAGAAUGGGAUGAUAUUAGUGAAACCCCUAAAGAUCUGAUCUCAAAAUUAUUAAUUGUUGAACCUAAAAAACGGCUGACAGUUAAAGAGUGCUUAGCUCAUCCAUUCUUUGUUAGAGAGCUUGGUCCCGAAAAGAAAUUUUAUGCACGAAGAGUGUUCAAGGCGGCAAUAUUAUGUGCUAGGUUUUUCUACAGAUUAAAAUUCUUCUAUGUCAAUCCAUUACCAAUAUCAAGUGACGUUUUAAAAACUAAUCCAUACAGUGUCAAAUUGUGUAGAAAACUUAUUGACGGAGCUGCAUUUGGAAUGUACGGACAUUGGGUUAAAAGGGGAGAUAACCAAAAUAGAGCAGCGUUGUUCGAACAUACUUUAAGAGAUGACUGGAAAAAUACAAUUUUAACCCAAUUCUGAUGCUCAAGUUAACUCAGGGAUUAUGUUUUUAUCAAUUCAACUGUGAUGUGGACCCUUUUUUUAACGCGAUAUUUUAAUGUGUGGUUCCAAGUUUUGGUUAAUGCUUUCUUCAACUCAGCUUGAAGAUGUUUGUUUAGUUGUGUUAUACGUUAUAAAUGGAUUAUGUUCAUUGAAUGGGAUUGUUAAUCUAUAAUACACCUGUUUCUAUUGAAAUACCUUUAAUUUACACAAGGUACAUGUAUAUGCACAUAAAUAUAUGACUUUAUAAAGUCCUCCUAAAGAUCUAAUAUUCAAAAUAUACUAGAGUGAGGCAGACAUGAAAGUUGUAUUAAUUCAAGUCUACUACCAUCUAAAGUACAGGAGUUAAGGAAAGACAUGAGGCAGACAUGAAAGCUUUAUUAAAGACUACUACCAUCACCAUCUAAAGUACAGGAGUUAAAUAAAGACGCGAGGCAGACAUGAACGAUCUUCAUACAGCUGUAGUAUAACAACUGGCCAGUGGUGCAUAUACCCCCAUUUAUUAUCACAAAACUAAAGAUAUAGUCAAACCCUAAUAUGCACAAAUCUCAACAUAUUGAACAAAAUGUUUUCUGCCAUGAACUGUGAUUUUAGAUGUAUUGUAUUUAUAAUGUACAUGUAUGUUUAAAUACAUGUCUAUUUGAUCAUUACGAAAAUACCAUUAGUUUCACCAGAAAGCUUUAAAUAUUGUAAAGUCAUUAUUAAAGUCAGUGUUCAUAUACAUGUAUGUCAAUACAUAUACAUUAUUCAAGUAAUUUUUUUAUUUAUUUCAAAUACUUGAAGGAAUAUUAAUUCAUACCAUUGAAAAAUCUAUUAGAUUGUAAUAAAAUUAGUACAAGCAAUGAAAUAAUUAUUAAAUAUUUUAGUGCAAUUAUUGUGGGUGUCAAAUCUAUUAAUAGAUUUACUUGAAUUUAAACACAUGCAUAAUUUUGUCAACGAAAAAGCAUGCAAUGAAAUGCUGUUAAAUGUCUUCAUAUUGAUUAGGCCGUAUAUUAAAAAAUAUUGUGUUUCUCAGAUACUCCUGUGGCACUUAAAUAGAGCUACAUGGCAUUUUUUAUUUUUUGUCAUCAUUAGCUCAGUCGAUGCAGACUUUAAACCCAUUUCCUUUCAUUUUUUGGAAUAGUUACAUUAAUUACGGGACCGAAAGUAACUCUAUAAAAAUUUUGUAAUGAAUUUGGAAAUAUACCGUAGACUCGACCAUCAAAUAGGCUAGUCCCAUAAAAAAUACUGGAUAAUCAUGCAUUCCUAAUAACAACAUGGUGAGAUAAAUAUAAUGCCUUAGAAUGUGAUAUUUACAUGUAUGAGCAGUCAUAUUAUUUACCCCAAUUACCUCAGAUUUUUAGGGGGGAAUGUCUGAGAACCAGAAUAAUUUUUUUUGUGGCCUUACAUGUAGCUGAAUGUAAAUUUAAUUUCAUAUUUACACUAUUUUAUGAUCUUUCAUAACUACCAUAUUCAUUAUGCCAUUAAAUUUAUCAUUAUUUAUUUUCUCAUUUUCAUGAUAUAAAUUAUAUCCUUCCUUUACCUACAUUGAUAAUUUAACAAAAAUCAUAUUUUGCUCUUAUUAAAUAUGCUGAUGGUCAUUUACUUUUUUCUGACAAUAUCCAAUACUUCACGAUUUAUUAUGUACUAAAAUAUGACUAUUUUACAAUUUAAUUAGAAAGAAGACAAAACCGAAAUAUCCAUAGUAGAUGAUCUCCCCACUUUGAAUCCGUGAGAUUUAAAAACAACGCCCAUCAAAAGAUUUUGUUUUUAUCGUCUGCAGACGAUGCUAAAUGUUGAAGAAUUUUCAAUUAAUCAUAUACGGAAUGCAAUUUAACCAUAUUUAUAGAGAUAUUCAGAAAGUCACCCUUUAAAAAAUUGCAGUUUGCAAGGGAUUCAAAAUCCCCCCCCCCCCCCAAAUGGUGACAAUCAGAUUUAAUUCUUUGAGGUAAAUACAAAACCCAUAAAUGAUAAUCAGCAGCUUUACAGUUUAACUACAUGUAUUUUUGCUGUUGUUAUUUUUGAUAUGAUAUUACUUUUGAAAACCUCAUUGUUGUAAAUGUUAUAUGGUUAUAAAUGUAAGAUGUGACUCAAUAAUUCCAACUAUUCAAAAAACCAAAGUUGCUUCUUAGAAUAAUAUAUUCUUUUUAUUACCGUAUAUGUGAAGCAUAAUUUCUGUUUCAAGUAAAUGUUGAUCUUCAACUAUUUAAUAGAGCAGGUAUGAAAUUAAUAUUUCUUUUUGUGAACCAUUGAAAUCAUAUGAUAUGCUUUUCAUGUUCUGUCAGAGAAUAAAAAUCUCUCCGAAAACUAAAA
This is a messenger RNA of Patella vulgata (common limpet), 3734 nucleotides long. RefSeq names its product phosphorylase b kinase gamma catalytic chain, liver/testis isoform. NCBI's taxonomy places the organism in Eukaryota, Metazoa, Mollusca, Gastropoda, Patellidae. The transcript is spliced from 13 exons. Gene Ontology annotation, cellular component: phosphorylase kinase complex. Gene Ontology annotation, molecular function: ATP binding; phosphorylase kinase activity; calmodulin binding. The record is from RefSeq and is a predicted model, not a curated record. Bases 228 to 1424 code for a protein of 398 amino acids. Gene Ontology annotation, biological process: glycogen biosynthetic process; protein phosphorylation.